GAAUAUUACCGAUUCCAACUGUUAGUUGCGGUAAUCUCCCUUGAUUUGUUAACACUGUCUGAUCAUAGGAUUAAGAUUAAAUACACAGAUAGGGUGUACUUAUAUUUAUCCCUGAUCGAUAUAGGUACUUAGACGUAAAUAUAAAAGAGCGUCUAGAUUUGGAAUGUUGCAAGUGGGGGUUUGAAUAUCAGCAGAACUCGCAGCAGACCGAUGUCGAGAAUGGGUGUUUUUAAUUGUAUCCUGAUUAUAAGUAUUCUUAAAUCAAUAUCCCUAAGCUCAGGAGAUGUCCUCAAACCUUCUCGAAACCCUUUUAAGAUAUUCAACGAAUACAACGAAAAACCAAAAGCUGACCUGUCCCUGUCAAAAUUUGAAGGAAAUGCUGCUUUGGAACGUGCCGUACGGAACAUGGGCGAAAACAUUGUCAUAUGCGAAGUUAGCAUUUCAAAGGAAGAGUUAUUCGAGGAUGGCUACGAAUUUUAUCCAAACGAAUAUGUCAAUGAAACCUGUAGGAACACCAACAUAGAUCCAUUCGUGGCCCAUACCGGUCAACAUUUAAAACCUGUGAUAUGUCUGCACAACGAUAACAAAUUUGGGUGUGAAACGCUCUAUGAAGAAAAGGUGGUAUGGAAGAAAAGCACGAAGGGGAAAAAGGAGUGCGUGGAGCAUACAUCACAAUUGGUCGCGGUCGGAUGCAAAUGUAAUAUUCGUUUCGAUUACAAUUACUUAUACCGAAUAUAACAAUAUGUCGAUAUAAUUAGGAUCGCGUGUA
Messenger RNA from Photinus pyralis (common eastern firefly), 769 nucleotides. RefSeq lists its product as uncharacterized. The transcript has 4 exons. Bases 211 to 738 code for a protein of 175 amino acids. Lineage: Eukaryota; Metazoa; Arthropoda; Insecta; Coleoptera; Lampyridae. The record is from RefSeq and is a predicted model, not a curated record.